Cylas formicarius (sweet potato weevil) is the source of this 2341-nucleotide messenger RNA. RefSeq names its product protein bunched, class 2/F/G isoform-like. The coding region runs from base 196 to 1314 and encodes 372 amino acids. The record is from RefSeq and is a predicted model, not a curated record. The transcript has 4 exons. Gene Ontology annotation, biological process: regulation of transcription by RNA polymerase II. NCBI's taxonomy places the organism in Eukaryota, Metazoa, Arthropoda, Insecta, Coleoptera, Brentidae.
ACCGCGUCCAGUAGGAAAACGUCAAAUUCUAACCGCAUAUAUUUUUGCGUAGUGCGAUAUCGCAAUGCCCAGCUUAUCGUAAGCUAUAAGAAUGCCCCUGUUCGAUUCAGUUCGCUUAAAAUGAUUUUAGUUUCCUUAAGGCGCAAACGUAUUUUAGUGUUUUGGUUUGAGUGGCGCUGAUUCUAUUAUUUGGUGAUGGCCAACGUAACGUUAAAAGGGAAAAAAGGGACAGUCAUACAUCGUACAACAAGUGAGACCUUAAGGUUGGGCGAAGAAGUGCCUAGCAACCAAGCGAGAUGUUCGCAAACGGCUAGAAAAAAAUCACAAGCGACGUCUCCGAGUUGUUCCUUUCAAAUAACUGGAGUGUUGACCAGAUACGAUUUGGAAGAUGAAUCUGCCGACGAUUUAGACGAAUCUCAUACCGACGAAAUAUCCCGAGUAACAGAUAAUGAAACCCCGAGUUUUUCUGAAGAUUCCAGAGACGAUCAGCAGCCGGUCAAUCAAAAUUUUAAUCAAACCAACGGUGCCGGUCCAGGUCCUCAAGAGCAACCCAAAAUCGUAACGGCCAAAACCGAUAAUAAAUCGGAAAAAUCAAACAUUAACGAUAUCGGCAGAUUCAGGGUGGUAAAAGUGGGAAGCGUGGUCCCAUUUAGUAGAGGAAGAUGGACCUGUUACGAUUACGUAGACGAAGGAUCCGAAAUUAAACACGCGGUCGAAAACGUGGAUAAUUCAUCCACGUUCAGGUCCCCUUAUUUGGAUAACAGUUGCCAACAAUCGUUUUUAUAUACAGGGUCCAUUUUAAUGUCCGAUCCCAUGCCAAUAUUCGUCCCAAUCUCACUGCAUUCACAAAGUGCUCAGAGACAAAUUUUUCCAAAAGGUUCGACUUUUACAUUGCCAAAAUCUUCCAGAGUUAGCUUUACCAGCACCAACAGCGUCGACACCGUUAUCAGCAAUACCGCUUUCGAUGGCAACCAAAACGAACAAGUUUUUGCCCACAUCAGCACCAGUUUUCCAGCUGCCGUGGAUUUGAUGCCGACGAACGCUAAUGGCGAACCCACAAUGAAUGCCAACGAUAAUAUUACGGCUUCGGUUUCUUGUACCGCCACGAUAGAUACAAAAAUUGAACACGCAUUGGAUGUGGUAAAAAAUCACUUGACCCACACAGUCCGUCUAGAAGUAGAAGAGCUCAAAAUAAAAAUCAAUGAACUCGUGGAACGCAUAUCUUACUUGGAAUACGAAAACGACCUCCUAAGGGCCAACGUAACCCCCGAAGUAUUGGCAACAUUGGGCAAUAACACCGAGAGACAAGCUUAAAAUCACUAUUCUCCUGAUAUUCGAACAAUAUUUUUACUUAGUUUUUUUGUACUUCUACUUAGUUAAGACUGGUUGAGGGAUUCCUGUCUAAUAUGCUUGGUGCUAUGGAAUAUAAUGUGAUGCGGCUGUUGUGCAAUUAUUUGAGGGAAGUUCAAAUUUAUACCGGGUAACGGCCUAAGAUAACAAUCUUCCGUUGGAGUCCAGCCUUUAUCGUGACAGUUGAAUUUUCGAGGUAGACUGCAUACAAUUAAUUUUAGCGCUCAAAUUUAACGCUUCAUUUUUUAAUAUUUGAACGGGUUUGCAAAAAAUGUUAAUAAAGGCUGUGCUAACAAUAUUAAGUAUUUGAAUGGCCCGAGUUGUAUGCGUGCCUAUAAAUAUUUUCAAUUCAUCAAUUUAUUUUUCUUGAAACUAUAUAACUGAAAUAUUUACUGGCCCUCAUAAUUAGGGUGGGUUGGCUCUGGGAAUUUGUUGAAGGGUGAUCAGUUUGAUUAGGAUUUUGUUUUGAGGAUCGAAUGAAUGUUGCAGGUCCAAGCGUAUGCAUAUCCUCCUACGUUUUUUGUUCGGGCACCCGAUAUACAUAUUCUCUAGUAUUAGUUCGAUAAUACGGUAUGUCGUACCGUUACUUUAUUGGAAGUUGGUUCAACGAGUGUUUAUUUUUAUCACAAAUCGUAGAAGCGUAUUAUUUUUUGGAUUAAAAGUCGCCACGUAUUCGAAUCUAAGAUAACAAUUAUAUACGUGACGUUUAUUAAACAUUUAACUUCUGAUACAGUCGGCACACGUAUAUACCGUAUCUUCCUAUGAUUGCGUAAUAUUUUUCUUCCUUAUUUAACCGGCCAUUCUGCUUAGUCCUUCGGUAUCUCCCUAACCGCUCCUUCAAUGUAAUCGAAUAAGUUUUAACAUAAAUUAGUUCCAUUUAAAACCUUAGGAUUACUAACAUUUUUGAACGGUAUUAUUAGUUGGUACUUACUUCAGGUGAUUUUAUAUUAUAUUAUUGAAAAACGAGCCUUCGGAAAUAUAAUAAAAUUAU